Molecule: messenger RNA, 4492 nt
Organism: Leptopilina heterotoma
Lineage: Eukaryota; Metazoa; Arthropoda; Insecta; Hymenoptera; Figitidae
Exons: 10
Coding region: 137-4387 (1416 amino acids)
Biological process (GO): tRNA methylation
Molecular function (GO): tRNA (guanine) methyltransferase activity; RNA binding
Source: RefSeq, a predicted model, not a curated record
GUAAGGUUAGGUUUGUGUUCAAGCUUUGACAUUUAGUUCUUAGGUUAUGUUUACAUUCCGCAGUCGAGAAUUUAAAAAAAAAUAUUUAACCGUUUUUUUAUUAUUUGAUGAUAAAAAGUGAAAAAAGGAAUUAGUGAUGGAUUUACAUAAAAAGUUUCAAACUCUACCGAUAAUUGAUUUAUCAAUAAUACUUGGCUCUAAAAAUUAUCAAUCGAUGAUUAAUAAUUUGAUAAAAGUUUUCAAUAACGAACUAUUGACGUCAACAAUAGAUAUAAAUAACUUAAAAACUUACCAUAUGAUCCUCUGCCAAAAUUAUCAACAGAAUCCAAAAGAAAAGUUUCUCGAAAACAAUCUCUCCAUUGCUGAUUUAUUUUCCCAAUCAAACAAUUUUGCUAACAAUCAAUUCUUACUAAUUAAGGAUAUCAUUAUUUUACGAUUAUUCUUCGAUCCAACAAAUAUUUAUCAUGAAUUUGAUCAAUUUCGAUGUAAAAACUCCCUGACGGUGAACAUCAUCCAAAAUGAAGAACAGAAUUUUUAUAUGAAUUUUAUCGAAUGUUUCGUAGAUGUCUUUCGUUUAUUGCACUUCAACAAUGUGCAGUUUGAAUGUUCUAAUUUCAAUUUCCCGAUUGCUUCUGAUUUGGAAAUUUGGUAUCGACACAAAAAUGAAAAGUCCUGUGGAAUUCUUGUUUCCCUUGUGCCGAAAUUUAUCGAAAUCUCCUUAAUCGAGUGUUUGGAGACACUUUGGCUCUUAAUAAGAGAUAACAAUGACCUAACGGGAUUUUGUAUUGUUCUAAAUUUCUUGUCUCGGGAAAAGAAGAUUUUUUAUCAAAUUCUUCAAGAUGGGGAAUUGUGGACAAUUAUAUUGAAUGGACUGAAAGAUUCCAAGGAAUCGACGAGAAAACAGGCGAUGUUUGUCUUUAAAAUUAUCGCCGAAUUCCUCUGCAAAGAAGAUGAGUAUUUUGGAAAGACUUCCCAGCUUCCGAAAUUGAUCCAAAGCGAUGGAUCUGUUUCGCGGACUAAACAAAUUCCAUUCACUUGCAACUCAAAUCGAGAAUCAAUUUCAGAAGUGAGAAAAAAUUUUAUUCUCAUUCUUGAAUCACUGGAGGAGAAGAAACAACAUCUUGUAAUUCCCACUUUCUCCAUUUUGAGCAAUCUUCUGGUAGCUUAUCAAGAUCAUCAGCAAUGUUCCGAUUGUUUCGAGUUCAGAUGGUUGGGGUGUAUUUUUGAAAAAAUUCUCCGUCACGAGAGCAAUACGAUUGUCAAACUUGGAGUAUCGUUUAUCCUUCAGCUAAAUCCCAAUGAUUACGACGAUAAUUUUAUCAGUCUGUUAGCGAAUGCCUUGAACAAUCGUUUUUUGUACGAAAUCGAAGAUGAUGACUACGAUGGACCAAAAAUUUUUUAUGAACUCUGCCGGUUUCUCGAGAAAUUUGAGAAUGGAUUCAUUGACAAAUUUUUAUCAUCGAUUUCCAAAGUUUCCUGGGAUCCAAUUUCUAUUUUUUAUGUGACUUUAUCACUUGCAAGGGGAGAGAUUUCUUGUCAAUGUUCUCGGGAGAAUUUAAUGAGUCUCAAGAAAUUGGUGGAGGGAAAUCUUUGUCAUCAUUCGCUAUUAUUGAGAAAAGGAUCACAAAGAAACAUCAUCAUUGCAAUUACUCGUUGGAAAUGGGAGGAAAUUGAUCUAAAAGCUUUGGCAAGUUUUCUCGUCAGUUUCCCGAAAGAUGAAUGCCUUCAACUUAAUUCGGAAUGCUGGCGAAUGAUUGUCGAUCUAUUGGGCAAAUUUUCCAUCAGUGGGACAGAAUACAUUCGCGAAUGUUGUGAAAAUAUUGGCGAAAAUCGUGAAAUAAAUAUCGAAUCAUUUGCCAGGAUGUUAGCAAUUCUUGAAGAUUCACAUCAUCUAAGUGAGGAAAAUGCUUUCGGAGAUUUAGUACAAUUAUUCUAUAGCAUUCAUAACGUGAAUUCGCGUCUCUACCUGAAUCAUGAGUUAGCCCAAAGUAUUUUAGAAUUGUUCUUCUCUUUAGUGGAUUAUGAAAACUUUUCCAAAUUCCUCCUACCAUUUUCAACCGACGUUCUUGAUUUUUUAACGAUUGCUGGAAAAUCACCAAAUCUCCGAAUUGACAAAUAUUUGCCGUAUUUCCAAAAAAUUCCUCUUCUCUUAAGGAAGGAAAAUCUCAUCGGGAAGCUGGACCAAGAGGCAUUGUACUGUUUAAAUGCUAAUUGUCCACCGUUACGAAGACUAUUCGGCAUUAAGAUGCUCGAGAUUUGUCAGAAACAAAGAAACGGAUUUUUAACUAAGGAAAUUUUUGACAUUUUCUUGAAGAAUUUUUCAAUUCCUUUGAUGUUUGAAGAAGAGAAGAGUUUCGUCGAAAUUAAGGGCAGAGCAACAAUGGAAUAUUAUUUGACUUUUACAAAAAUUCUUCACCUUUAUUUGGCAACGACUUGCAGUGAUAUUCCGAAUAGUCUUACGAUUGCUUCGGAAUUAUUCGAUAAAUCUGGAGUUUGUGGGGUGCCAUUCGUAACUGGAAUAGUAGCAGAAAUUGUAGGACAAAAAAUAUUUGUUGAUAGUAAAGAUUUUGGGAGUGUGAAAAAUUUAAUGGACAUAUGUUGGAAAUCCAUUUUUCUGGGAAAGAAGAACAGAUAUUUUUGGAUGACUCUGGACAAUAUAUUUCGAGUUCUCUUAUGUCCAAAUUUCUUUCAAGUUGAGACGACUUUUGUACUUGAGUUGCUAACCUCAAUUCUAAAUCAAGGAGACACGGCGCCUAGAAUAAAGAUCUAUCUAUUGGAACAAUUAUCUAAUUUAGAAACAAAAUGUCUUUUCCUGUUUCAAGAGGCGAUUUUAAAUUGCAUCCUUCAUGGGCAAGCGCUACGUAAAGACGCGAAAAUUGAAUUACAAGCACUUGAAUUUCUAUCUAAUGGAAAUGUUGAUACUACAAAAAUUUCUAAUUAUAAUAUUGACAGUGAAAUUAGAGCGCGUGGAAUUAUUUUACUUCAUCGAGCAGUAUGUGAAAAUGAAGAAUUUGCCAUUGUAAUUUUUCACCAUGCGCUUAAGAUUUUUAAAAAAUACAAAGACAAACGUUACUUUGCCGACUCAAAUUCACAUCGAAUUCAACAGAGAAUUUGUCAAAUUUUAUUAAUAUUGGAACCAAUUUUAAAUGAGGAAUGCAGGAUACUAUUGAAAAACGAACUAAUUGAUAUUCUGCUCUCGAAUACUGCUGAUCAACCAAGUAUUCAAAUAAUGAUGUCCUGGAUUUUGUCGAAAAUUUUUUCCUAUCAAAAAAGUGAUCCUAGUGAAUUGGUCAAUUUCUUCAAACAGAUCAAAGAAAAACGACCCGGCAAUUUGAAAUUUGCUGCUGGAGUGAUUCUUCAAAUUUCGAAACUUUUAAAAGAGGAUGAUGAUAAUUUUAAUAAUUUCUUUACAACUGCUAUAUCACUCCUUGCUCCUGAAUGUUUGGGGCCAACUUUCAAUACUCGUCUCGUUUGUCAGAUAGUUAUUGUGAAACUUUAUAAAAGACUGAAUUACAGUGAUAAUUUAUAUAAAGCAACAAUUGAAACAUUAAAUCAGAGAAAUUUUUCAAUUGUCAACGAAUUUUAUUACGAGGACUUCCAUUUAUUAAACAAUUACAACUUACAGUCUAUUUAUUACGAUGUUCCACGUUUAGCAAAUAUGAGUAGCGAUGAAUUAAUUUCACCAACCGAAUUUGAAAAUUAUGGAUUUAUUCAGUUGGAAAAACAUUCGCUCACAUUAUUUGAUAAUUCUAACUCAUUGACCCGUUUACAAUUGAUUCGAAAUAAAGUUAAAUCGCAAGGAUCGCAAGCAGAAAAGAAUGAAGAGUUGAAGAACGAUUGUUUGGUAGAUCUACAGAAAAAAAUUGUACCUGAUAAAUUGGCAAUUUUUAAUAAUACUGACAGUGAAGAAAUGACUAAAAAUGAAUCGAUAAUUGUCGUUGCAUCAUUAGUUGAGAGAAUUCCAAAUCUCGGUGGAAUUGCAAGAACAUGCGAAAUAUUUGGCGCCGGCGAAUUAGUAAUAGCAAAUAAAAUGUUUAUUGAAAAUAAGGAAUUUCAAUCACUAAGUGUCACGGCUGAAAAAUGGAUAAAAAUCACUGAGGUAAAACCUCAAGAAUUGUCUAAAUAUUUACUGGAAAUGAAGGAAAAUGGAUGGAAAUUAAUAGGAUUGGAGCAAACCAUUAAUAGUUGUACUCUUUUGGAGAAAAAGUUUGAGAGGAAAACUGUUUUACUACUUGGAAACGAGAAGGAUGGAAUUCCACCAAAUUUGAUACCAAUUUUGGAUAAUUGUGUAGAAAUACCACAAGUUGGAAUCAUAAGAUCUUUAAAUGUUCACGUGACCGGUGCAAUUUGCAUUUGGGAAUAUGCGAAGCAACAUUGUUUUAAUUAAGAGUAUGAUAAAUUACAAUGAACAUUAAAAGUGUACGUAAAUGAAUUCAACUAUUUUUAUAAUGCUCCAAAAAAAUAAAAAGACUCCAGCAUUUUUGUAACAAAA